AUAUCCCAUGCAACCACCAGCUAGGGCUCCAAGCAGAAUAACAUUUCUAUUGAUGGUAGACUUUUCAUUUUCAAAUUUACUUUGUUUAUUAUUGAACGAAUUGAAAUAUUGCACAGCUUGAAAUCCGGUCCUAUUAAUUAAUAUUCCUGUAGGAAUACACCUAAAAUUAAAAACAGGAAAUUAUUAUAAAAUAUAAAUAGAAAUGUUAUUAAAAACCUUUUUAAUAUGGCCUGCAUCUUAAUUUGUACUAUUAUAACAAAAAUGUUUCUUGUAAAGUAGUUUGCAUUGAUUGGGUUGUAUGUAUAAUGUACAAUUUCCUUAUAUAGAACUUAAAUUGUUGACUAUAGAGAGCAUAAUACUUUAAAAACCAUUAAUUCUUAUAUAUAAUUAAAAAAUAAAACACUGGUUCAAUUUUAUCACGAGAUAUGAUGUGAUAAAGAGAUAGUAAUUACGAAAACUUAACCUAUCAUAAUCAUUGACUUGUGCUAUUGCUAAAAAAUAAAUAAAUAUACAAUACAAACAGAACAGGCAAUAGUUAUUUAUAAAUAAAUUCAAUUCAAAACAGACCCUUUUAAAAAUUUUGCGCUUUGACUUGACAGUUGUUUCAACUACGUUUCUAUUAUCCGAAUAUAAAUUCAAUCUAACUUGUGAUUUGUUGAAUAAUAAUACGUAAUUCGUGAUUAAACAAUUUGAUUGGUUAAAACAAUUUCACUAUAACCGCAAUCCAAUAAAAAGCCCUAUACAGUUUUUUAUUUGAAAACGGGUUCAACGUCGAACGUCAAAUGCCAGCAAACGUCAAGUUUUGUUGACAUGUCAGUGUCAUUUCUAUUUGAUGUUUUUCUAAUUUUUCCAUUUUCUCUUUUCAUUUUUAUUCUUUAAUCAAUAUCAAAAGAAUGUAAACUUAAUUAGAAAAAAGAAUUGAUGCUUAUUAAAUACAAGAUGGCAUUUAACGGGCUGCAAUUUUUAGUUAAAGAAGAACCAAGAGAUUCUGAUCUUAAUGAUCAAAAUGCUGUAAAUAUUGGAAUUAAAGUUAAAGAAGAAGGAGAUUAUUUACCAGACAAUCCCGAUUUAGUGGAAUUAGGAAACGCUACAGAUGGAUUUAAUGCCCAAGAAUGGCGAGAAGGUUGUCAUAAUAGUGGUUUAAAUAAUACACAUAGUAGUAUUCCAUUUGGAUCAACUGGUGAAGUCAAAUUCAAUGCUCAAGAAUGGACUAAUAGAUGUUUAAAUAACUUGUCUAAUAAUGUACAUAAUACUUUGUUAAACCCUAGCACUUCAGGUACUGAAAUAAAUCGUGAUAAUGAUAUAACAGAAGAACCAGACAUGCCUCAUGAUCUGGCAACUAAAACUUUACAACAUUUCAUGUUAAAUGAAAGCUCUGAGGAUAGUACUCAAGAUACGAAUCGUACUGAUUCUGACCAAGAUUGGACUGAACAUAAAGAUGGUUAUUUUUCUUGUAAAAUUUGUAAAAUACGGUGUCCAGAUGAAUUUUAUCUGCAGCACCAUUUCAAGUCUAGAAGAUUAGGUGAUAAAAGUUAUAAAUGUUGUGGUUGUAAUAAAAUAUUCAGGGAUAACACUCAAUUAAGCGUCCAUGCCCGAAAGCAUACCGGCGAGAAACCGUACUCAUGUAGUGUUUGUGCGAAAAAAUUUUCCGUGAAUGGAAAUUUGAGUAAACACAUGAGGAUACAUACGGGGGAAAGGCGAUUUGAAUGUUUCACGUGCGAACGAAAGUUUACCCAGUUCGCGCAUUUAGAGGAUCACAUCAAAACACAUUCAGGUGAACGGCCAUACAUUUGCGAUUUUUGCAAUAGCGCCUUUAAAACCAAAGCGAGAUUACGAAAACACAAAAAAUCUCACGAAGACGAACGGGUAACGAAACGAUCAGUACCAUGUCCGGUGUGCGUGAAAGUGAUGAAGAGUACCAAACAAUUGUUAGCCCACAUGGAAACUCACGACGAAGGGCCUCACAACCCGUUUCCCUGCGACACUUGCGGGAAGAGCUACAAGAAUUUAUUUUCGUUGAAUAUUCAUUUAAAAGUUCACGGAAACGUUAGGGAAUUUCAAUGCACGCUGUGCGAUAAGGCGUUCACUAAUGCUAGUCAUUUGAGGCGGCAUUCCAAUUCACAUACAGGAGUACGCCCGUUUACCUGCGAGAUAUGUAUGAGGGGUUUUCCGUCUUCGCAAAAUCUUAAGAGGCAUCUGAUGACGCAUACGGGGGAAAAACCGUUCAGUUGCGAUUCGUGCGACAAAAGUUUCCUUACGCUGGAAAACCUGAACAGGCAUAAAAGAACGCAUACCGGAGAGAAGCCGUUUCCUUGUACUGUUUGUGGGAAAUUUUUCGCUCACAGUACGACCGCCAAAGAGCACAUGCGCGUCCACACAGGCGACAAACCUUUCAAGUGUUCCUUCUGCGACCGAAAAUUCGCGCUCAACAAGGCCCUCUACAAGCACAUCCGCGAACGUCAUCCAGAGGACUUCCCCGAAUUCAAACGCCUCAACGAUAUGCCGCCGAACAUGCGCAAAGCCAGGGAGAAAAUGAAACGCGAAACGAUAUCGAUCGAGGAAACUGACGUCAAAACGCCGAACAACGUUGCCGCUUCGCCGCCGAAAAAUAACCGAACGAAAUCGCCGAAUACCAGUAACGAAUCGGUUAGUGUAAAAACGGAACCAAACGAAGUCGAAUGUAAAAAGGAGCCCGUGGACGGUGGGGACGUGAAGCACGACACGCUUAUGGACACGUUGAAAUUGAAACCGGUCGAGUGUAAAUAUAAUUUACGUAGCAGUGAUGUGAGUGAAUCGGACGAUGUGGUUGUUAAGAAAGAAAAUGAUGAUUUGGGAUGCAGCUAGCACUCGUAAUGUUUUUUUUUAAUUGGAUAUAUACAGGGUUGCCACUUUUAAAUUGAAACGUAUUGAUAUGUCGUAAGGUUGCAGUCAUUAGGGCCGAUUUUUAGGGACGUUUAAGGCCUAAUUAAAAUCGGCCGAAUUUGUUUUUGGCCAAUUGUGUUUUCAGCCAAAUUAACUUUCGGUCGAAUGUAUUUUAGGUCAAUUUAAUUUUCGCCGUGUUUAUUGUAGGACGAAUCAACUUUUCAUCGAAUUCUAUUUUCAGCCAAAUUUACUUUCGGCCAAAUGUAUUUAAGUAAAUUUUAGUGCCGUGUAUAUUUUAAGACGAAGCGACUUUCCGCUGAAUUCUAGUUCGGCCGAAUUUAAUUUUGGUAUAGUUUACUUUCGGCCAGGUUAAUUUUUGCCUAAUAUAUUUUAGGUCAAAUUUAUUUUCUGCUCAAUUAUUUUUCGGCCGUGUAUAUUUUGGGCCGAAUUCAUUUUUGACUAUUUAUCUUUGGUUAACUUAAUUUUGAAUUAAAUUUAUUUUUAGUGAAAUUUAUUUUCAGCCAAAUUUACUUUCGGCCGAACGUAUUUUCGGUCGGAUUGAUUUUGACGUAAUUUAUUUUUAGCUCAAUUAAUUUUUAGCCGGAUUUACUUUCGGCCGAAUGCAUUUUAGGUCAAAUUUACUUUUCUUCGUGUAUAUUUUAAGCCGAAUCAAUUUUUCUCCUAAUUCUUUUCGAUCGAAAUUGUUUUUGACGUAAUUCAUUUUUAGCCAGAUUUACUUUCGGCUGAAUUUUAGGCAAAAUUUAUUUUCCCCCUUGUAUUUACUUUCGGCCGAAUAUAUUUAGGUCAAUUUUUUUACCGCCGUGUAUAUUGUAGGACGAAUAAUUUUUCCGCCGAAUUUUUAUUCGGCGAAAAAUUUAGUUUUUACCAAAUAUAUUUUCGGCCUAAUAUUCUGCCGUUUAUAUUUUGAACCUAAUUCAUUUUUAGUCAAAUUUAUUUUGCCCUAAAUUUAUUUUUAGUAAUUUUUUUUCUGCCUAAUUGAUUUUCAGCCGUAUACAUUUUUGGCCGAAUUAAUUUAGUCCAAAGUUAAUUUUAACUAACUUUAUUUUUGACCAAAUUUAUUUUCAGCUAGAUUUACUUUCGGCCGAGUGUAUUUUAGGUCAAAUUUAUUUUUCGCCAAACUUAUUUAUUGCCCAAUUUAAUUUCGGCCGAAUGUAUUUUAGGUAAUUUAUUUUGUGUCUAAUUUAUUUUUGGCAGAAUUCAUUUAUGGCAGAAAUUUAUUUUCGGCCGAAUGUAUUUUAGAUUUAUUUUUUGCUUUAUUAAUUUUUCGUUGUUUUCCACUUUUAGGCCCCACUAGGUUCAUUGUGCAUCCUCUCAAAUUGAUAGGCUUACAUAUUUUAUUGUCAAAAUUAUUUUUGGACAAUUUUAUUUUCGCCCAUAUUUAUUUUUCGCCGAAUUCUCUUUCGGCCGGAUUUAUAUUUGCCAAAUCUAUUUUUAACCUGAUUUAUUUUUGAUGAAAUUUACUUUCGGCCGAAUGUAUUUUAGGUCAAAUUUACUUUCGGCCGAAUGUAUUUUCAGUCAAAUAUUUUAACCUAAUUUGUUCUUCGUCGUUUCUAUUUUGAGCCGAAUCAAUUUUACGCCGAAUUCAUAUUCGGCCGAAUUUUACACUCGCGAAACCAAUACAAUUCAAUUCAAAAGUGGUCCACCCUGUAUGUUAAUUAUUUUGUUCAUUGUUUACCUGGGUAAUCUUUUUUUAUGAUUAUUGUUGAUUAUUAUAGUUUCUAAAUUGGUAAUUAAAUAGCGAUUUUUGCAAAACUUGUUCAAAUGGUUUUAGUAAAAAUUUAUUUUUAUAUGUGAAUGCGAUAUAUUUGAGAUUAUUUAUUUAUUUAUUUAUUCUCUGUUGGUCAGAUGGUGAGUAUUAUAAAAAGAACCUGAAGGCGAUUGGAGAUACACGCCAAUUGUAACAUUGUAAGUGGUAAUAAUUUAUAUUCGGCCUUUUACAGCCGAUUUUUUUGAGGUUUAAUGGCAGAAUAAAAUUCGGCCGAAUUUUUUUUCCGCUUAAGAACUAGCGUCAUAAUACAAAAAAAAGUUUCUUUAUAAUAAUUUAUAUUCGGCCGUUUACGGUCGAUGAUUCUUUGGAAAGUUAAAGCGCAAAACAAAAUUCGGCCGAAUUUAUUUUCCGCCUAAGAACAUUUAGGUUCAAAUUACCAGCGUCAUUUAUGGCCGAUUCUUUGGAAGGCUUAAAUGCAGAACAAAAUUCGGCCGAAUAUAUUUUCCGCUUACGAACAUUUAGGAUCGGUUUAUUAGCGUCACAAUUUAAAAAAGUUCCCCUAGAUGUUCUUUUGAAGGUUUAAGCGCAAAACAAAAUUCGGCCGAAUUUAUUUUCCAUCUAAAAUAUUUAGAGGCGGAUUACUAGCGUCAAAAUAUAAAAAAAGUUCCUAUAUAAUAAUUGAUAUUCGGCCGAUUACGGUCGAUUCUUUGGUGAUUUUAGGCGCCGAAAAAAAUUCGGCCGAAUUUAUUUUCCGCCUAAUUUAAAGUUAAUUUAUAUAAAAAAUCGUUUUUUCUUUUAUUAGUAUUUAAAACAUCUUUUUUGACUUAAAUUUCUCUUGUGAUAAUUGAAAAUACAUAAAUGUUCUGAACUUUGACAGAGCUGUCUGAAUGACAUGAACUUCAAAUUACUCAUGAUCUAAACUCUGUCAAACUUUACAUCAGGCUCAUAAUUGUUAACCAACGCAGAACGCAGCUGAAAUUUUGUUAUAUUUAAAUCAUUUUAUUUAUAUAUAGAUUUGCAAAAAUUCGCUAUCAAUUUCUUUAUAAAAUAUUUAAAAAGAUGUUAUUUAUAUGUUUAACGUUGCAAAAAUUG
Messenger RNA from Psylliodes chrysocephalus, 5683 nucleotides. Lineage: Eukaryota; Metazoa; Arthropoda; Insecta; Coleoptera; Chrysomelidae. The record is from the annotation of a GenBank genome assembly.